Messenger RNA from Neospora caninum, 17148 nucleotides. RefSeq lists its product as hypothetical. Gene Ontology annotation, cellular component: small-subunit processome; 90S preribosome; nucleolus. Bases 1 to 17148 code for a protein of 5715 amino acids. The transcript has 11 exons. Lineage: Eukaryota; Apicomplexa; Conoidasida; Eucoccidiorida; Sarcocystidae. The record is from RefSeq and is a predicted model, not a curated record.
AUGGGGAAUCCUCGGGCGGGGGCGCGCGGGCCGGCGUCCCGCGGCCUGUCUCUCCCUGGCACGGACGGAAGCGCGACGUUGGAGGCCCGCAGGCGGGUGAAUCUCCAGACCAAGUGCUUCGAUCCGACAACCACAAGAUUCAAGUUCCUGUCUUUUGCAGAAAAACUUCAAAUCCAGUUGAAGGAGCAAACUUCGCCGCUCCACAGCACAGGCCUCCUCGACCUUCUGGAAGAGCAGAAGGCGCUCCUCGAAAGAAGCGUGGGGUACGCAGGCUUUGGAAAGCGAACGCGAGCGGACAGCCUGUUUGCCGGCGACGCCGAGGCAGAGGAGGAAAGACGAAAGCGGCGCAGAACAGAAGAACUGCAGUUCUGCGCGCUCCGGGAGGUUAUCCGGCACCUCGCCGCCGUGCACCACCCCCCAACCGUCUCCGCGCUUUUGUCAGAGCUCGCGCCUCUUUGCGACUCUCUACCGCUUCUUCUCUUCCACUGCGAACGAAUCUUGCAGUCUCUGCUCCGACUCCUUCUCCAGGACGAGGCAAUUGUCGUCGUCCUCAGUCUCCUGCAGGCCUUAGCCAAGGAUUUGCGGUCGGAGUUCGUCGCCUUCCUUCCGUCCGUGUUCUCUUCCCUGCUUCUCCUUUCUCGCCAACUGGAAUUGACAGUCGACGCUGAGCGCCUACGGCUCCUCUUCUCGUGCAUUGGGAGCAUUUUUAGGUACCUCGCCCGCCCUCUUCUGCGCGACUUUGACUUCGCUCUCGCCCUGUUCACGCCAUGGCUGUGCGGCGACGAUGUCCCUUUUUCUUCGGAGAGCGAAGCAACCGCCGACGAGACACGUGCGGGAAAGGCGCGCGCUGGACGGAAGUUGGCGGCGAAGAUUGGCGGGCUUGCAUGCGCCUCCAGCGCCGAGAGACGGCGGGGCGCCGCGCCGGCAGGAGGCCAGAAGCCGAAAGCGGAAAGGCGCAAAGAGGCGCAGACGAAUAUUUCGGAGGAGGCAAUGCUGUCUGUUGGGAAGAAAGGGAAGACUAUGUCCAACGAAAUCCGACUUUUGGCUGCGCGAGCGUUCGCCUGCCUGUUGCGGAAGGCUGGCGGGGUAGAAGAAGGCGACUCUGGAGACCUCCUCUGCUGUAUAGAGAUUCUGUUCAGACACAUGAGCCGGUGCUCGCCCUCCGCGCGCGAGGCGUACGGAGAAAGCGUGGCGGUGAUUCUCUUUGAGAGCGUGAAGUCCGUCCAGCUGUCCUUCAAGAGGCCUUUCGAGUGCGUCGUUCGCUUCCUCUUUGCCACCGUCCUGUUUCAGAAGCCCUACGCGGAGCAAGACGGGGAACGGUCCUGGUCCGCGUCUCUCCACAGCUUGGCCGCCGUUCCUGGCGACGAAGAGGAGGCGGAGAAGACAGGGAUGCAAGGACAGACAGACACGGAGGAGGGGGAAGCGCGAGAAGGGGGCGCGAACGGGAGCGCAGAACGGUCAGCGCAAGGCCGCGAGAGUGAGGAAGAAAGCCAGAACGGCGUUGGAGACGAUCUGUUUGCGCUCUACCGUACCCAGGUCCAGUGCCUCGUUUCCUUCCUUCUCCACGCUCGCCAACACACCAAGAGCCUAGAGAGUCCGGGAGCACAGCAGAUCGAGACGUUGCUUCUCGAAUUCGUUUCCGUUGCGGUCAAAGCGUCGCCUGCCUCGCUUCUUGCCGCUCUUUCCCGACUAGCGCAACCCUCGUCGGAUCUCCACGGUCACGGGCGAGAACAGGCCGAGGACGGAGACGCCAGGACAGGGGACGGCGAGGGACACGGAGGCUGCGCGUCGCGUUUCUCUCCGGCAUUCGCCUCGGCCCUCGCGUCUCCGUUCCACACUUACUUUUACAACUUUCCUGUUCCCCACCGCUUCAUAGACCACCCGUAUCUCUCUGGAGCGACCCGCCCGCGUUCGCCCCUCUUCUCGACCGUCUCUCGCGCCCUCGCCGCUUCAUCCACGGCCGCCGCCUCUCCACCGGCCUGUCCCCCUGCGGUUUCCCACUCCCCAGCGUCUUCCGUCUUCCUCGCCUACGGCCUUCUCACGCUGAUUGAAGUGACAGGCGCCUGGGUGUUUGCGCUGCCGCGCCUGGAAGGGUCUCUCGAUUCAUGUCUUUGUCGUCUGCUCGCGUCCCUCAGUCCGGGGCUCCUCCACAAAGGGGGGGCUGACAAAACAGACGCAUCCAAGAAAGAAAAGAAGAAGCGGGCGCGGGAAAGUUCUUUCUGGCGAGCGUCUGCGACCGAAAAAGAAGAACAAGAGAUCGAAAAGGCCCCGCUCAUUCUCCAGCCUCUCCUGGCCGCGUCGGUCUGUUUGCGCGAAGCGACGCUGAGGCAAGCCGACGCGGAAGCUGGCGCUCUUCAGGUCUUGCCUCUGAAAUCUUCGGCGCCCUGGACAGCGGCUGCCGCGGGUCCCUGGACCCGGCCGAAUGCGCACGAGCUGGAACUCCUCUCCUUCUUCUCCCUGCUUCUGCCUUGCGCUGUGCUGCGUCUUCUCUCGCUCCUCUGGCGCGCAGUCCCCCUCAGUUUCUGCAACGCCGUCAACGCUGUCUGGGCUUCCCCGUCUUCGAACUAUUUCGGCGGGCUCCUGUUUGUCCCCCUGAAUUUCCUGUCCGCCGCUUCGUCGCCGUCAGCAGCCGCGCUAGCGCGGCCAGAAGCCUCGGCGGGCGGGUUGCUUGAGGCGUACGUGAACUGUGCCCUCGCGUACACUUCUAUGUUGCAUGCGCACCUGGCCCCUUUCAAGGAGGAGACAUUGCGCCGCCAUGACUUCGUGCACGGUUUCGGCGUGUACUGCCUGAGGCCCACGUGCGGCUUCCUUCUACGCCUGCUCGCCUCGCAGUGCUUGCCCGCGGUGUCGCCUGCGCCCGCUGUCGCGUCUCUUCCGGCCUCUUCGGCUUCGGCCGCUCCGGCAGGAGCCGCCCUGGAGUGGGAAAGAAGCGCCGCAGCUCUGCUUCUCGCGCAGCAGGUCGAGGAGUACCUGGAGGCGUCGCCGUCGCGUCGGGAGGCGCCUAGCGGGACUGCCCCAGCUCCGCUUCAACAGACAGAGGAACGCCACGAAGGCCGUCUUCUGCUUUUGCAAACCAAGCAGAGCCUUCCGGAACUGCUGCUCACGGUCGCGGGUCGCCUGCGAAAGACGCGCUUCGCGUUCGAGAGGAAGGGGGCUCAAACUCAGUGCGCAACUCUUGACCAGGCCUCGAAAACGAGCGACGUGUCGGCUGCCGACACGGGGUCGCCUUCACAUUUUUCGGCGGCAGUUGCUUUCGUUUCGGCAAGUGAAGAACCAGGGCGGGCUGCGGCGAACGGACGCCUUGCGGACAACGACACAAGUCGCGAAAGGCGCGUCACGGUUACGGAGCCGACCAGGACAGUCGACGACUUGGCGUGUACCUACAGCAUGCUGUCUUCGCUCGUGGCGCUGCUCCAGGCGGUCGAGGUGCAUAAGCAUGUGUCAGGUGAAGGCGAGGAAGGGGGCGAGAGAGCGAGCGACCGGCGACGGGAAGACGUUCGGCGGAACCUGGCGGUGGUAGAAGACGAAACGUCGCAUUUGAUUUCUGUCCUCCUCGUUUGGCUGGCACGGAAGCUUCUCACCCUCCCAGUGGAUGUACAGCUGCAUGCUCACAGGGAGGUCGAACUUCUUCCUCGAGACUGUUCACUGUCUUGUGCACAAUCCGCAGAGAGUGGCGACACUCCGGCACGCGUUGCGUUGGCCGGAGUGGAAGGUGAAGAAUGGCGCGGGGGCGAAAAAGAUGUCGAGGCGGUUCUUCAUCUUCUUCAGUUUUGCUUUCUUUGCCUGGACACGGUGAACCCGUUGACGGUGCGUAGCUCUCGAGAACCUCAGCGGGAAGGGAAACAGGAAAUGGUCGGUGGAGACCCGCAAGGGCAAGACUCCAGCACCAACCGAAGCGCGGGUGGCCUUCCAGUUCCGCCUCUUCAACUCCUCGACAUGGUGAGGCACGUGGCGGAGAAAGUGAAAAGCAAAGCCGACAGGACGCAGGAGCCUUGUCCCUCGUUCUGUCUUCGCUCAGUUAUUUCGUCUUCGGCCUCUGCCUCCUUCUCGUCUUCGGACCUGUGGCUAGCGAUCAUCCUCUCUCUCUUUUCGUCGGGCAGUUUCCUGUGCGAGCAGAGCACUCCGGCUGGAUCCUCGUCACCGCGUCCAGCUGUGGCGCUCUUUUCCCCUCUUCUUCGCUCGGCCGCCUUCUGCCUUUCUUCCUCUUCGCCUGCAUCGUUCGGGGCGCGUCCUGGAGUUGAUCAAAUCCAGGCAACCGACCUAAGCAGUCGGUUUCCGCCGGAGGCUUUGGCACGUCUCCGUGACGUGGUCUCCCCUCACCUCGCCUCGAUUCUCUCUUGCUGCUCCUCGUCGCAUCGCCGCGCUCGCGAGGACGCCCUUUUCCUUCUUCACCUCUGCAUCCCCGUUCUGUGUUUGCCGGCUUCCGCCGCUUCUGCGUCUCCUGCCUCUGCGCGCUCGGCCUCGAACGAGGAAGACUCCGAUCUUCUGCCGGUCCGCCGUGCGUUCCAAGACGCCUGCAGCGCGCACCUGCAGGCUCUCCUGUCUUUGGAAAGGAUCCCCGUGGGGCUCGACACGGAGCGCAAACUGACAAAUGCGUACGACGCUCUAAGCCGCGGUGCGUCCUCGAUUUUCGCCCAGGGACUGAUUCUUUUCUCCCAGGAGGUCGACGCGGAGGGAGCGCCGGUAACCGACAAACCCCAAGACGACGCGAGAGCGAUGCGCUCGGAUGCGCUGUUCGCGCAAACGGUCGCGCCGAUUCUCGAGGCCACCGUCCGCAUUCUCGUUUCGCAACUCUUUGUCAAAUUCUCGCCCCUGUGGCAACCUGCGGUCGACGCUGUUCUGCAGCUCCUCGAGGAUAUCCACACGGCGCAAGCAGAGGCGCUUCUCGCUCAGGCUUUCGCGCUCACCUCUUCGGUCACGCCGCCGGUUCGGGCGUCUGCUUUCGCUCCCGCGGACUCCGCUUCGUGGGGGAGUUCCGGGAACGGACGCGGCACAGCUGGGUCUGACCCGCCCUCACAGCGAGAAGACGAGACGCCUUCUUCUGUGUCCGCGGUCGCGGCUAGUUUGUUGCGUGGAGGCGCCGCCGAAGUGAGUCGCAUGCAAGCUCGCCUGAGCACUGCGCUGCUCUCCACGACUUGGGAGAUUGUCACGGCGCAGGUGACGCAAGCUGUCUCCGAGUUGGGCGCAACGCGGCCCGCGAAGCGAGCCCCGGUGGCGCCUGUGGGUUGCCGAAACGCGGAGGCCUGCGAAAUGCGAAGCGGAGACGCUUCACGGACAGGCGCCGAACGAGAAGAGACAGAAGGCCCGACUGACGGCGCGAGAAGACGGCGAGACGUCGAGGGGCAAGGCACAGGCGGAAGCGUGAAGGCAAACGCUUUCAGCCAAUGGUUUGUGCGGACAGAGUGGAAGAGAGCUCUCGGCGACGACGAGGAAGACGUGACCGACCCCCUCAGUCGACACACCCGUCUGCUGCGUCUCGUGGAGGGCAUCAUGGGAAGCUACGGGAAGGACGCGUUCGUUGCGUCGCGGCGGGCAGAAGACGCGGCAGCGGAGGCGGUUAAAGAGGGGAACGAGCAGGAGGAAGAGACGGAGCAGGGAAGCAGCAAGGGGGAAGGAAGCAGCAAGGGGGAAGGAAGCAGCAGGCGGGAGGGAAGCAGCAAGGGGGAGGGAAGCAGCAAGGGGGAGACUGCGGGCGACAACGCGUCAGCGAACGAGGUUACGCAGACCCCUGAAGCGGGAACAAAGUCCGCGGGCGACGUCGGCUCCACGCCAGUGCAAGGGACAAAGAAGAAAACGCGAGCGAGGAAACGAGAAGACUCCCGCGUGCUCUCGGGUACCCGCCACGGCAUCCUGCGCCGCCGGGAGGCCCUGAGGCGGUUCAACUGGCUGCUCCGGCAGACGCUGUGUGUGGUGGAGACGCUGACAGAAGGCGGGGUAGACGGAGCGGCGAGCCCCGACGAAGGCCACCCGAGAGGAGGGGGGAAUCCCGACAUUGAAGCUGAGGAAGGCGAAGAAGAGGAAACGCCCGAGGAAGUGCCCACCUCGGCGGUUGCUUCGGCUUCUCGGGGCGAAGACACCACUGGCCGCGGGAACGACGAAGAACUGUUCAGAACCCACACGGUCUCCCUCAUCCCUCGUGCCUGCGACUGUCUCCGCGCGGUCGUGGCGCUCGCGCGGGUCGACGCAAAGUGUUUCCUGUCCCCAUCUGAAAAACGCGCGUCUUCUUCCGGUAGCAAUCAGAGCGUUGUUGUCGCGCGUGGCCGCGAGACAGAACGAAAAGGCGACCAUGCGGUGGACGACCGCGACGAAAGAAUGGCCCUGUUUGAAGAAGCGGCCGAAGCAGAGAGACUCUGGUCUCGGCUUCCUGCCGUCUGCGCUCAACGCCUCGUCACCAUUGCAGAUGUGUCCCUCCAACAGCUCGUUAUCCAGGUGCUGCAGCUGUCGCCCGCGCUGCGGCCGGAGCUCGCGCCGUACGCCCCGCUGCUCCUUCAGCUGAUCAGCGAGAAGAGCUCGAGCAACGCCCUGCUGCGGCUUCGCCUCACAGAGAGCGAGGGCGAAGAGCGAAAAGAAGCCUCUGCGGUAGAUGGCACGCAGACGAAGCCGGAGACGCCGACCCGGGAGAAGGAGAAGGGGACAGGAGCGGAACUGGUUGUCGUUCAGGAACAACAUCGCCACUUGAUUGUUCCUCUGGUCGUCCGCAUCCUGAUGGCAAAGGUGCAACACCGAGCGGCAGGGCGCUCUGCUGCGGCGGUGUUCGCGGAGCGUCGAAACGUCUUCGCCUUUCUCUCUUCCGUCGCUGCAGCCGAGCUGCCUCUUCUCAUGGCGAUUCUGCUGUACCCUCUUGUCGACGUCCGGGUUACAUCCCAGGAAGCGUCGACGGCCGACCCGUCCCCAGCGCCGCCUUCCGUUUCUUCCGCAUGUCCCGUUUCUCCCUGCUCACCCGCUUCCUCUGCCUCCUCGCUUUCUGGAUUUCUCAAAGAGCAAUACCUGUGCGCCUUCGUCGCUGCUCAGCUGAACGCGUCCGCCUUGUCUCCGCAGUCCCCGCUGCCUCCGGCCGAGCACCCAAAAGACGCAGUGCUGGCUCGGCAGACCAGACCCGUGGCUUCGCCCGCGGUUCUCGGCGAGUGCACUGUGGGUGUGGGUGGAGACGGCAGCGAGCGGUCCACGGGGGCGGAUAAGACGCGCGUCACUGUGAGUCUCGCGCCGUGCUGUCUGCCACCGAAUGUCUCGUCGCGCCUCCCUGGAUGCUGCAAGACUCUCCAGCAGCUCCAAGACAUGCUGAAGCGGCUGCUCUUCCCGGCAACGCCGUUCCUGCUGCUCUUCUACCGGACGCUCCUUCAAAACAUCGUCUGCGUGCCGGCUGCCGCGCCGGCGCUGACCUCUGCUCUUUCCACAGCCCAAGAGGGCGGCCCGAGGGCCGAGGAACUCGCCGAGCCGCCUUCUGCGUCCAGCGCCGCCGGGCGCGCGUAUGUGAAGCAAACUGUGCACCUCUGUCUGGUGCUUCUUCGCCAGCUGCUGGAACUCUUUCCGGAAGUCUCCGCUGCCUGGCAAGACAUCCUGAAGCCCGCAGGUCCAGCGCUGCAACAACUCCUCGAAGCCGCUGUCGCUACCGCGGCGGCCUCCCCUGCAGGCGGGCGUCAGCGUGACGAGGGGAAAAAGCAGAAGAAAAACCUCCCAGCCAUUGUCUCCUUGGUCUGUUCGUGGGCCGCUCAGCCUGCGUACUUCUCAUUCUUUUGUUCAGUCGUCCCCGAGGCUCUCCCCACGCUGUUUUCGGUCCCGGCUUUGCCCGCCGUUCUUCGGCGCGUGGCGCCGACCUUUGCGGGCCUUGGAAGGAAGGCCUACAGUUCGGGGCAUUUAGGGCGAGGUAGUGGUGGGUUCGCUGGUGGGGGGGCGACCUCUGGAGUGCUGGAGGCAGUGCUGGAUGCCGCGCUUCUUCUGUCUGCGGGUGGCCUGGACCGGGAGCGAGAAGAAACGAUUGCGGCCUCUUUCCAGGGGGAGAUCAAGGACCUGAGGCGGCGACGAAGAAAGACUCGUUCGCGCGGCAGACAGGCGUCCCAGGGCGCAACGAAUCGGGCACGCGGCUCCGCUCUUUCGUCCUCUUCAAGUUCGGAAGAGGAGAAGGAGAUCUGGGAGGAAGAAGACGAAAUUGCGCAACGACGGCAAGAGCUGCUUCGCCAGCAGCGCGAGUUAGAGGCAGAGCGAGAGCAGCACGAACGCGAAGGCAUGGCGACGCUGCUUCCACAUGUCGGCCGACUCCUCGCGUCUCUGGAAGUUCUCUUCCAGCAUCGGCGGAUGGCGGCUCUCGGCGGCUCCGAGGCGCGAGAGCCCAGCGGGGGCGUGGGCGCGAGUGGGAAGGAAAGAGAGGAAAAGACGGAAAGGGAAGAGAUGGACGUGGAUUCCGACAAGAGUGCAGAUGAGGCAUCGAAGGAAGCCGGAGAAGCGCACGCUGAGGAAGAGAAGGAAGACGGGCAAGAGCGAGAGGAAGAAGCGUUUACGUCUGGUCCCCGACGCAGCCUCUUUGGGGUGGUGCGAAUGAAGGAGCUGCAGCUGCUGACUCGGAUUGCACGCUACGCUGUUGAAGACGGCGGCACGUCUUCACCUCCGCCGGCUGGCCACGCGACGCUGGCACCGCCAGUCGUACCCUCGCCUCGAGACAACGGAGAGUCUAGUGCUGGGGUACCGUCACCUUCCCUGUUUGAGCCUUCACUCUCCUUGUCGCCGCUGUCUAGCUCCGCACGCCAAGAACGGUUUUCCGUCGUUCUUCGUCUCAUCCGUCUCCUCGUCCAGUCUCUGCCUUCUGCGUCCGUGCUCCCCUCCCACGCGCCUCGCCUCGGAACCCCGUCGAGCACGUCCCGACUUCUCCUCUCGCUCGAGGCUCUCCUGCAGCUGGCCUUCCCUCUCGCGUCUCAGGUUCGCGCCCUCCGCGAAGCGGAGCAAGCGGCGCAGGAAAGGACGAGGACGCCCACGGCCGAAUCUCCGAGCCGCGGAGUCCCAGAGGACUCACGUCCUGACUGUGGCAUUUCUGAGAAGUCAGGGAACGCUGUGUCGCCGUCCGCCUCCCCCUCUUCGCCGUUAUCUCUUUCCGAGCUCAAAGAUGUGCUGACGGCCAUGUACCGGCACUGCUCCGUGCUUCUCCAGAGCACCGUGUCAAGCGCGUGCCGCGCCGCAGUGGCCAAGCUCUUCGUCGCGGUCGAGUUCGCUGCAUGCGGCGUGCGUCUCUUCUCCUCGGACGAGGAACUGGACGCAAAAGUCGCGACGCAGAUCGAGCGGCUGCUCAGCCGGCCGACGGGACCAGUCGAACUGGGCCUCGAAGACGAAGUGGGGGUGGAAGCGAAAGGUCGGCGGCUUGUGGCCGCGCUGGUGCCUGGCGGAUCUCUGCUUCGAGCGCUGUUGGGCGAGAGGGAAGAGACCAGCGGUGGAGACGCGCGAACAGGGAAGGCCGUGGGCGCCGCAGGCGCUCCGAACAGCAACGGACAAAGCGAGACACAAACGCCCGUGUUCUGUUCGCUGCUGCAUCGAGCGCGUGCUCUGGAAGAAGGCGGAAGCGCACGACGACAGGGCCCGCACGGUUCGCCAAGUGACGGCGCAGCCGACGUUGAGACCCCACGAGGAAGUGAGCCCGCACCGGCCACACCAGCAGUCGACAGCCGAGACCUUCUUUUGUCCCAGUGGCGACUGUCUGUGGCACUGAUUCUGUUCGCCUUGAAUUCGCGUCGUGGGCAGACCAGUCUUUCGCGCGGGCUGGCUUUGCCUCUCCUCGCAGACGACGAAGAACAGCCGGACAGCAGCAUGCAGCUCAUCGUCCUGCCUGCACUCGUCGCCGGCGCGUCGAUUCGGGGACUCCCCGCGUCUGCGCCUUCCUUCUCUGGAGAGGAAGGCCAGAUUCCGCCUCCUUUGUUGGAACCGAUUAUCCGGCACUGCUUGUUUCUCCUAGCCGCGGCGUCCGUCGAGUGGUCCGUUCAACAAGCCGCAGCAGCGACGCUCAAAGCGGUCGUUGACUCGGUCGCGCUGCAGGCGCCUAAAUUGCCUGCUUCAGCCUCUCUCUCUGCUUCGUCUUCCACGAGUGUUUUGCAGUCGGUAAAGCUGCGCAUGCAGUUGCUGGCUCGCCUCGUGAUGCCUUCUGUUCGGGCGCAGCUCAAGUCUCCUGUCGACGCUCAGCAGAGACAAGGUUUGCAUUUCCUAGCGUACGUGGUCCGCACACUCGCUCCCGUCGCCUUGCGGCUUCCCUCUCUCUCUACGGGUUCUCCCGCGUCUCCUGACUCAGAGACGAAACGCAUGCGCCAGCUCGACAAGACGUUCCACCUCGACUUGUCUGUUCUUCUGUCGGUUCCUCCAAAGGACGCGACCGCCUCGCUCUCGGUGUCGGCCGGUGGCGAGCGAAGCGAAGAGCACGCGGAGACGCUCGAGUGUAUGGAGCCGAGAAAACCGAAGCCAGGGACGGAGGACGCAGGCGGUGAUUUCUUCCGCGACUUCCUCCACAUGCAGAGGCAUCGCCAAGGGCGCGCGUUGCAGCGGCUCGCCCAGGCAGCUCGGCAAAAAGAAAUUGGCGCCACGACGCUUCGCCUCGUCGCACUCCCCCUAUGCUUCUCCUCGCUGCUCCAGCGGGCGAGUCUCCGACCUCGAAGUGAGGAAGAGCGAAAGAAGAAAAACAACUUUUUGAGGAAGGAAGUCUUUCACCAGGGUCUUGCGGAGCAGGCAAUCAACUGCUUGGAAGCCUGCUCUCAUCGCCUGAAGUGGCCUGUGACGCUCAGCACGGUCCGCCUUCUCUCGCGCUUCCUCUCGGACUUCCCCGAGAGAGAGGGCUUCCUCUUCAGGGCCAUCUGCGGGGUUGUGCGGGCCUUUGAAGCGCACGUCAAACAGGCGGUCAGCGAAGCGCUUCACGGGGACUCCGGCGCAGACGGCGAAGCCGGAAAGGAGAAGACAACGCGCGGGAGAAAGACAGCGGGCGAAGCCGAAAGAGACGAAGACGGCGGGGGACUCCAGGGACACACCACUGAGGGAGCACAGGAGAGGUUUUCAGAAGAAGACGAAGACGAGGGCCUCUCGGAGAGUGAAGACGAAGAAGAGGCAAGGCGCCAAGACCGCGCUCAGGGGCAACUUCGGGCCCGACACCGUCUCGAGCUGAUGCACGCUCGGAUGAAGGCAGACUUGCUUCCUCUUCUUUUCCGCCUCGCUUUCGGAGGAUCUGGGAAGAAACCGUCUGCAGGCGAGGACCAACUCGUCGCCUCUCAGACGGGUUCUUCCCAGGUCCGAAGUGCACAGAAGGAUCACGAACAGAACGUCAGGCCACCCAUCGUGGCGGUUCUGCUGCUUCUGAUCCGCCUUCUUCCUUCUACCGACUUCUACCAGAACCUUCCGAAGCUGGUCCGCAGUGUCGCGUUCAACCUGCGUUCGCGAGACAGAGACAUCCGCCGGAAGGCCCGAGGCGCACUCGUCUCCAUGGCGGUGAGCCUGGGCCCGAGUUUCUUCUCCUUCCUCGUUUCAGAGGUCAGCGUUCUCCUACGAGACCGGAAACCGUCCAGCAAGAAGGGUGGCGCUCAGGAAGAAGAUGUCGCUGGCAACAGCGCACAAGCCUUCUACCGCCCGGUGCUCCUCUUCACCGUCCACGCGAUGCUCAAGGGGGUCUUGGACGAGGACGAGAAGAAACGCGGAGACACAGACAGCCCACUGUUCGACGAGAAAGACACGAAACGCGAAGAAGACGGAGGCAUCGACAAGGCUCUGCCACUCCUGCUCCCCUUGGUUGCAGAGGAACUAAGCCGAGUCUCCGAUCCGGACCGACCUUUCCAGGAUCCGUCGACGACCCGGCAGCAUUCCAAGAUCGACGAGGCGCGCCACUUGAAGGGCCCGUCGUUGGUGUUUCUCCUGGCGUCUUGCUCAUCGUCAUCGUCCUGCGCUUCGCUUCUUCUCCCCUUCCUGUACUCGCUCCUGGGCGGCAGACGGCGGCAAGGCGACACCGUCUCCUCGGCGUAUUCCCCCGCGUACUUGGAGCGCGUGAAGGAUCUGUUUCUCCACUUUGUCAAGGGCGCGAACAAAAAUCGGUCUCUCUCCCCGUUCUUCUUCUUUCUUCUCUCCCGGCGUCUCCUCACGCUCACCGUCGCCCUGCUGCAGACUCAGUUGCUUCAUCCUUUGCAGCUCGAGCGCGCAGGAAGAAAGCGCGAGCACCUCGAGUUCCUUCUCGCCAAGCAAGAGCUCCGGCGUCAACAAAACGGGGCGCGGCGGAGGAAAGCGAAGGCUAUUUCGUCCCGAGAUGCCAGCCUCCCGGCGCCUCGCGAGGAGGGAAGCCUGCUCGCGGAGCGGUCGUCUCCGGCUGUGCCCGAGGACCGCGCCGACGGAGGAUCUCGAAAAGGCAGAGAGGCUGGCGACGGGCGCAGGGGGUGCGAGCGCGAGGCCGCCUUCCGAGAAGACGCCGCGUUUUUUUACUGCAUGCUUCUCAAGUCGGUGGUCGGGUCGCCAGACGGCGGGCAACCGAAGUCGGCGCGUCUUCCUGGUUCCUCGGAACAGAGCGCCCCUGGCGAAGGAGACGACGAGGCUCGGAGCGACGAAGAGGGCGCGGCAGGGAAGGCGGCGGAGGAAGACGCGGAUCUUCUUCACGCGCCAGGGAGCCUCGACGAGGCCAUGGCGCUGGCUCGAGAGAGACGGCUGGACGGGCUCCGAGCUGCGGUGGCGGCAAAGAAGGACCGGGCCAUGGUGACGCAGCCAGGAGCUGCGAAAGGCAUUUCUCUGGAGAAGGCGCUCCAGAGGAAGGGUGUGGAUGUCUACACGCGCCAGGGCUUCGACAGCACCAGCAGAGCCACGACGGUCGGGUUCACGGGUUUGCGUCUUCUCCUUUCCGCGCUGAAAAGGUGGAAGUUCCUGGUCAGAAAGACCCAGGGAAAGCCGGAGGUGCGUCCUCAGACAGCGCAAGGCAACCUUCGGGCGGAACUCGAGAAGACCGUGUUCGCGCUGCUCAUUUGCUUCUGCAGCAACAUCACCGAGUUGAUUUCCUGGACGAUGCGCUGUCUUCCGCAUCUCCUCCCCUUGCGCCUCUCUGCUUUGGAGUCCCGCGGGGCGAUCAUCGCGAACACGACCCUGCGCCUCUUCCACAACACGGGUGGCGGCUGGGCGUCUCGCCGAGCCGAAGACCACCAGCUGUUUCUCGCGUGUUCGCGACUGCUUCCUCUCCUCCUUCUCCAUCCUCAAGGGGACAAAUGGUUUGCCGCCGCGCUGAACGCGCACGUUCGCGUGCCGCAGACGCACCGCCAGCUGAUGCUCCUCGAGAUGGAGAGAGAGAGUGCCCGACGGCGAGCGGAGCAGAAAGAGAGCGCGCACGCAAAGAGAGGUGACGCCGGCGAGGACGAGGAAUCCGACAGCUCGUCUGAAGAGCGAGAGGAGAGCCGAAGCGACAAAGAAGAGGGCGACGGUUCUGGCCUGGCGAGCGACACAGGGGAGGCAGACGGCACUCGGGCGGGGAGAAGGUCCGAGGACGAGAAAGGCGAGGGAGAGGAGGCGCUAGUGUUGUCCGAGACGCAGCUGAGACUUCUGAGGGAGGAGGAAGAGAAGAGCCGGCGAGGCAAAUCUGGCGCGGAGACCCGCCUCGAAGAAAACUUCAAGGAGGCGCUGCUCGCUCAGAUUCUGCACGCUCUCGAAAGCCCGCAGCUCCGCCUCUCCGGCCUGAUGCUGUUCAAAACGCUGGUGCUGCCGCACUAUCGGGACGUGGCCGCUGCGGCUUUGACGGCUGAAGGGGAAGGCGACAAGAAAGGUGGAACAAAACGCGACAAGAGUGCGCGAGUUAAGAAGCCGAGAAAGAAUAUCGGGGAUUGUACGCUCUUGCGGGACGUCUACCGAGGCAUCGACACAAUCGUUCGCCUCAUGAUUCAAGAAGCUGGAGAAGACGCCGAGGGACGAAGACUCGCCGCGAUCUGCGGAGAUAUAUACCCCCACUUUUUGCUGAACUUCCCAAUGACGGAAAAGACCCAACAGUAUCGCAUUCUCUUCCUCAUAAAGAAUCUCCACUACACUGCUCCCGACGGAAGACGGGCUGUCCUCAACUGCCUCCACAAAAUUCUCGUUCGGUUCCCCAAUGAGCUCGUCGUGAGUCGCUACAGCGAGGUUUUCCUUCUCGCCCUAGCGGGGCGGCUGGUGCUCGAAGAAGACCGCACUGCGCACGAGAUGCUCCGCAUGCUUCUGCUUCUUCUGCUCGACAUCGCGGAAGAAACCGACGAUCCGGAACACUCGGCAGCCAGUCUCUUUCAAACCGCAGUCACGGUCUUCCUUCAACCGGAGAUCCCGAAGAUCAUGGCUCUCCAAGAGUUCGUUCUGGUCUUCCUCGACAGCCAACGCGUGCGAGUGACGUCGAUCCUUCCGCGCGUGCUUCCGCUUCUUCACCGCAUGCUGAUUCUCGCCUCCGACAGCCACGCCCGCGAAGGAUUUGCGGAAUCUCGCGAACUGUUUCCGGCAUCCCGAGACUGGCGGGUGACCUACAAGGCCCUCCUGGCUUUUGAGAAACUGAUGUUCUUUGUCCAUCCGUCUCAGCUUGAGGCUCUCUUUUCUCGGGCUGCCCGCGCCACGCCGGGAAGCCGAGGCGGCCAGCCUUUCUCCGUGGUGGCGGCAAACGCAGACGAAGACGGAAACGACGAAGCUCGUGGCGAAAGCAGAGUAGGGGAGCAGCUCGAGACGCAAGUCGCCGAACGGAUCUUGGGGGCUUGCCUGUUCUCGCCAGCGAGCGGUAUAAAAGCCGGGAGCGAGGCACGGAAGACAGCGCAUGAGCGCUUGCUGGUAGACGAGGGCGUGGACGGAGAGACCGACGCACGUUUCUCUUCCGCCUCUGUUCCGAGGAAGGAUCUAUUGCUAGGGGCAGCUGUGGGGCGGCUUUGGUUGGAGGCGGCGUGUGAAGGCUUGAGGCACGAACACCCUUGGCUGCGGGCUGUUUCGCUUCGCUGUGUCGGGGCGUAUAUCGCUGCGAAGCCUGCGCGGUCGUACAGUCUUUCUACGCCUUGCCUGCUGUACCUGCGAGGCAAGUCCCCCGCUGGGUCCAAACAGCCCAGUCGCGAGGACGCCUCUGCGUCCCCUGCGAGUCCUGGCGCAGAUUUAGCUUUGGCUGCGCUCUCGCCGUUCUGCAAAGAGCUGUUUCUCGAAAAGAACCCUGCGGCGGUCCUCUCGGCAAGGGCUUUGAUUCUGCCUCUCUUCCAACUGGCGCUGAAUCGGCCCGACCUCGUUUUCGUCCCUCCCAGGCCACGCCGGUCUCGGGCGGAGAAUGGCGACGAAGGGGGCGAAGAGGGAGAAGACGUCGAAGAAGACGUGGACGAGAGACAGACUGGAGCUGAGGAGGAGAGCGGUGGCAGUGAAGAGGAGGCAGGAGAAGAACAAGAGGCAGAAGAGGAGAACGAGGAAGAGACAGGCGAUGAAGGAGAAACCCGAGAUGGAACGCUUGCGCCUAGCGAUGAGGCGGAAGAGGCAAUGGACGAAGACCCGCUCGAAUCCUCUCUGGACAGCCACGACACUCAGGCGCAUGCGGGGAAGAGACGAAAGCUCCCAAGCGUUCCGAAAAAAGAAUCCCACAAACGCGUCCAGGUCGCCGCCGCUCCGGGAAGUCGAGGAACAGCGGAAGGCGCCGAACAGGGAGGUGAAUCCGGGGACGAACAAGACGGAAACGAAGAGACGUUUGGGGCGUCUGACCAGUCACAGCAGGAUGAAGAAGAGGAAGGCGAAAAGGAGGACGUCGAAGAGGGGCACAAGGGCAGCGAACGAGACGCGAGCGGGUCUGAUCGGGAGCUCGAGGAAGAAGGCGAAGACACCGGCGACGACAGUGAAGACGACAGUGAAGACGACAGGGAAGACGAGGAGGCAUCAAGCUCGGAGGCCUUAACUCUGCAGGUUCUUAUGCGCCCGUCAGAUGUGCUUUCGUCUCCCUCCGAGAAUGCCUCUUCCAAUUCUUUCGCCGCGGGUCUCAGAGAAGACAGUUCCACGGACCUCUUGGCGUUUGAGAACAAGGCAGCGGCUCUCGCAUGCAAUGCCGACUCGCUGGUUUUCUCGGGUGGGGGUCAGCUACCUCGUCCUACAACGCACCAGGGAGAGCGAGCAAAACGGCAGAGAACAAAUGAGGAGAUCGAGGCUCUUCCGGAGGCCGACAAAGGGAGACAGGGGCAGUUAAAUAGGGGGGAGACGCAAGGAGACUCGCUGUCGUCGGAGGUUCUCGCACACCUCAGCGCAGUGUCGGUGCCGGGGCGAGAGAGUGCGGCGGCGCAAAACGAAAACUCCCAUCCGUUGCUCUUUUUGGUGAGGCGCCUCAACUUUUGGUUGAGGCGCCACUUGGGAACGCUUGGAGCCCACCGCCGAGCCGGUCUGAAGAAGGGUUCCCCAACAACAGGUCGAGAGGGUGCGCAAAAACAAGGUGAAGAUCUCUGCACGUCUGUUGUACGUGUCGGAGCCAUCCUGAGCGUUUUCCAGUCUCUCAUUCACCAGCUUCCACUCCAUCCUUCUCAGAGUCUCCCUUAUUCGGCCACUGCAUCUUCGCUCGGUUCUUCGUCCUCAUGUAGAAAACGGAAGCGCGACAGGAAGGAGGGACGUCAAGGGCUAGAGGGGACAGGGGAAGAGCAGCCGUACUCGUCUCUUAACCAACUGUUCUCUUUUUCAGAGAGACACCGCGAGCGCCUUCUGUUCCUCAUCGUCGAUGCGGUGUAUCGGUGCUCGACUGUAAUACGAGGAGGAGAAGAGGGAGGGCAUGCGAAAGAAACGAAGACGGACUCCGUGCUGCUUCAGCUGCUGAGUGCGGAGCGGGGCGAGGGCGAAAACGCCCUCGUAGGUGCGGAGGCAGACGGAGGCUCUUCCGUCGCGUCGUUGUGGCAGGCCCUCGCUUCUUUGUCACCGAGAGAACAGCAACGAGAAGUUCUAACCGGCGGCGUGUUCCUUCUCAGUGAAAUCCAAGAUGUGCUGAAGGAAGGUGGACGGGAAGAACUGGCUCUCACUCUCCUCGCUCAAGUGCGCACGUCUGUGCUCUCUCGCCGGUUGAAGCGGAAGGUCGACAGCCAGCAACAGGCACUGCUGCAGCCACAGAAAUACGCGGAGAAGAGACAAAGGCAACAACGGAAGAAAAAGCUGUCAAAGAAACGGAAGAUCGCUCUCCUCAUUGCUCAGAACCGAGGCGGAAAACGCAGAGAAAAAGCCUGA